CUGAAACCGGACCACGCACGUUUCCUCCACUAACCCUAAACUAAAUCUAUAUUUCAACCUCAUCGACUUGAUUAACUUGCAUUUAAAACACAAACAUCGUCGUAUAUAUUGUAAGUAACCGUUAAUCUGGUGGCAUCUUUCCGCCGCACAGCCGCAUUCCUCAAUCUUUUUGAUGCCGGAUACAAAAAAUUUAAUUCCAGCCAAGCACCUUCUCCAUCUCGUUACAGCACCAAUGGCAAAGUUAAACUUGAACAACACGUCUGCAAAGAAGAAGGCCCCAGAACUUCCUGCGGAUAAACCCGAAAAACCAAAGAAGGCGGCCAAGGUGCCGAAGCUGUUCAUUGUGCGCCCAUCAAAGGUUACCAACGCCAAAUCACUCACCAAGGUAUUUCUCCACCCUUCCACGAUCAAAGCGCUUGAGUUAAGCACUGAAUCACUUGUGCAAAUCACCAAGGAGGGCCACGAUGUGGGCGCAGUGGUGGGAGUUUUGGCUGGCAUCGACACCGAGGACGAUGAAGAAGGCAUCGUGCAGUUGAGCGAAACCCACAGGAGAUUGGGUGGGUUUGUGUUGGGGGACAGGAUCGAGAUUAAAAGGUUCCGCGAGCAGCCAGGAUACGCUCAGAGCGUUAAGAUCGGCCUCAAGAGCGAGAUGGACCCCGAGAACCUUCCACCAAAAGCCCGUAAAUCCCUCGCAAAGAUCCUCGAUGGCAUGGGGGUGAUCCAGCCAGGGAUGCAAACCACGACUGACAUCAAGAUCUCUGAGGAAGAAACUUCAACCAUCACGAUGUUUGUCCUAGACAUUGACUAUGAUAUGCCAGAUAUGGCCAACCUAACACUUUCUCCACCCUCUGAAAAGUCGAAUUUGAUCACACCGGUGUUUUUGUUCAAACAAGACGCCCUACUCACGUUCACCCUGGAAACCGAAAUUUCCCGUCAGAAAUAUCACCUUCCUCACCACAUCUCGUACGCCUCCGUCGGUGGUUUAUCACAGCAGAUUGAGCUCUUGCGCUCCACCAUCGAGCUUCCGUUGCACCAGCCACAGCUCUUUUCUUCCUUCGGGAUCUCUCCCCCGCGCGGGGUCUUGCUCCACGGGCCUCCAGGUACUGGUAAAACGAUGCUCUUGCGCUGUGUGGCCUUUGAAACAAACGCCCAUGUUUUGCGCAUUAACGGGCCGUCUAUCGUUUCAAAGUAUCUCGGUGAGACGGAGGAGGCGCUUCGAGACAUUUUCCAGGAGGCACGCAAGUACCAGCCCUCGAUCAUCUUCAUCGAUGAGAUUGAUUCCCUCGCUCCGUCCCGCAGCAGUGACGAUUCCGGUGAGGUAGAGGGCAGGGUUGUGGCGACAUUGCUCACGUUGAUGGACGGGAUGGGUGACAGCGGCCGGUUGUGCGUGGUGGCCGCUACCAACCGGCCAAACUCCAUCGAUCCGGCGUUAAGACGCCCAGGACGCUUUGACCAGGAGGUGGAGGUUGGUAUUCCGGACUUGGAAGCCCGCGGGGAUAUUAUGCUCAAGCAGUUUGCGCAGAUGUCGCAGGAAAAGCACGAGUUGACCGCUGAGAUGAUCUACGCCGUGGCGGCCAAGACCCACGGGUACGUGGGGGCCGACUUGGUGGCACUUGUGCGGGAAUCGGUUAUGAAGGCCAUCAAACGUGGAUUGCUCAAGGGUAUCGACCAUACAAAUAUGAGGGUCACCUAUGCGGAUGUCGAGUCUGCUUUACCGGAAAUCAGACCGUCGGCGAUGCGCGAAAUCUUCUUGGAGAUGCCAAAGGUCUACUGGGACGACAUCGGCGGCCAACAUGAGUUAAAGCAGAAGUUGCGGGAAAUGGUUCAAUUGCCGCUUGAGGCGGCUGACACAUUUGUAAAGUUGGGGGUCAAGGCCCCAAAGGGGUUGUUGUUGUACGGCCCACCGGGUUGCUCCAAGACCCUUACGGCAAAGGCCCUUGCAACCGAAUCUGGGAUCAACUUCCUUGCCGUCAAGGGCCCAGAGAUCUUUAACAAGUACGUGGGUGAAUCUGAAAGGGCAAUCAGAGAAAUCUUCCGCAAGGCCAGGGCGGCGUCGCCAUCCAUCAUUUUCUUUGACGAAAUCGACGCCUUGUCUCCGGAUAGAAACGAUGGAGGCUCCACCCUGGCCGCCAGUCACGUAUUGACCUCAUUGUUGAACGAAAUCGAUGGUGUGGAGGAGUUGAACGGGGUCGUCAUUGUGGCGGCCACCAACCGUCCCGAUAGCAUCGACCCCGCGUUACUCAGACCGGGCAGAUUAGACAGGCACAUUUACGUUUCCCCGCCCGACUUUGAAGCCCGUUUGCAGAUCUUGCGCAAGUGUUCCGCCAAGUUCUGUUUGGAUCCGCUUGAGGUCCGCUUGGAGGAGUAUGCCGAGAGGACUGAGGGAUGCUCUGGAGCAGAGGUGGCGUUGUUAGUGCAGGAGGCUGGGCUCGCCGCGGUGAUGGAGGAUCAGGAGGCCGAAAAGGUGGUUAACAAGCACUUUGAGUAUGCCUUGAGCACGAUUUCCAGGGGAAUCACCCCGGAGAUGCUCGAGUACUACGAGACUUUUGCUAGCAGAAGCGGUGGGCUCUAAGAGUAAUAUUAUGGGAAGUAGAGAAGUGUCUGUAUAUCCUAAGUAUAGAAAUGAGAUAGGACUAAGAACUCAUACCCUCGGUAAACCAUUAGGUUGAAUGCCAUGAACGUGGAAGGUUGCC
Molecule: messenger RNA, 2693 nt
Organism: Babjeviella inositovora NRRL Y-12698
Lineage: Eukaryota; Fungi; Ascomycota; Pichiomycetes; Serinales
Product: AAA family ATPase
Exons: 1
Coding region: 233-2572 (779 amino acids)
Cellular component (GO): cytoplasm
Molecular function (GO): ATP binding; ATP hydrolysis activity
Source: RefSeq, a predicted model, not a curated record